AUGACUUUCAGCCGCAGCGGGGGUCUCGCUGCCCGCAACUUCAGGCCUUGUCUACCCCAGAAUCGCCUCCGCAUUCGCUCCACCCUACCUCCGCUCUUGUCCCGGAGAUUCCAUGCCAGCUCUCUACUAUGGGGGAUUAAGUCCCAAGUUCUAAAGGAUGUUGGCGAGGGCAUCACCGAAGUCCAGAUCAUUCAAUGGUACGUGGAAGAAGGGGCUCAUAUUGAGGAAUGGAAGCCCUUGUGCCAAUAUCAGUCGGAUAAAGCUGUCGAUGAUGUGAGUCCUGCCUCAUUUUAUGAUACAGUGCCUACGGGAAGGGCACUCUGCGACAUCGAAGUUGCGGAUGGAAAAUACCCCGAUGAUAACCCGCCGCACGAAUCAAGGGCAGAGCCGUCUGAACCUACUCCAGCCCCCGAGGUCCCAGCUCCAACUCAAGCAGCCGAGUCCUCUCCAGUAACCCCUCCUCCUACCAAUGUUCUGGAUGAGACACCGAAGACAAAGCAUGCAUCCCUUGCAGUUCCCGCAGUACGCGGGCUAUUGAAGAGCCACGGCGUGAACAUCCUCGAAGUCAACGGGACCGGCAAAGACGGGCGGGUGAUGAAAGAAGAUGUGUUGAACUUCGUAGCCCAGAGAGACUCUCCAGCGGCUCCAACAUCGGUGCCCGCGCCAGUGUCGGGCUCACCAGACACACGGCAAUCAGAGUCAAUUGUCAACCUGACCCCGAUCCAAUCACAGAUGUUCAAGACGAUGACCAAAUCCCUGAACACCCCACACUUCCUCUACGCCGAUGAACUCAAAGUCAACGACAUCACCGCCAUCCGCAAGAAGCUCGCCAGCGACAAACGCGAUCCUACCAAAAUCACCUUCCUCCCCUUCGUUGUCAAGGCCGUCUCACAGGCUCUGACCGAGUUCCCAAUUCUCAACUCGAAAGUUGAUGUCACCGACCCCGCAAAGCCAAAGCUAGUCAUGCGCGCCAAGCACAAUAUCGGUAUUGCUAUGGAUACGCCGAACGGUCUGAUUGUUCCGAACAUCAAGGACGUCGCCAGCCGCUCGAUCUUCGACAUUGCCGCGGAGAUUGCGCGGCUGAGUGCCCUUGGUAAUGCUGGCAAGUUGACGCCCGCUGAUCUCAGUGGUGGCACUAUCACCGUGUCGAAUAUCGGCAAUAUCGGAGGUACAUACGUGGCUCCGGUGAUUGUGCCAACGGAGGUGGCUAUUCUCGGCGUGGGUAAGUCUAGAACUGUGCCGGUCUUUGAUGAGGAUGGACAGGUUACACGCGGGGAUAUGGUCAACUUCAGUUGGAGUGCGGACCACCGUGUCAUUGAUGGUGCGACAAUGGCAAGGAUGGGUACCAGGGUUAAGGACCUGGUUGAGUCGCCCGAGCUCAUGCUUCUAAACCUCAGGUAA
Penicillium mononematosum is the source of this 1401-nucleotide messenger RNA. RefSeq lists its product as uncharacterized. Lineage: Eukaryota; Fungi; Ascomycota; Eurotiomycetes; Eurotiales; Aspergillaceae. The record is from RefSeq and is a predicted model, not a curated record. The coding region runs from base 1 to 1401 and encodes 466 amino acids. Gene Ontology annotation, cellular component: cytoplasm; mitochondrion. The transcript is spliced from 4 exons. Gene Ontology annotation, molecular function: acetyltransferase activity; lipoic acid binding.